Messenger RNA from Frieseomelitta varia, 4525 nucleotides. Its product is annotated as titin-like. The transcript is spliced from 7 exons. Bases 1 to 4509 code for a protein of 1502 amino acids. The record is from RefSeq and is a predicted model, not a curated record. Lineage: Eukaryota; Metazoa; Arthropoda; Insecta; Hymenoptera; Apidae.
AUGGCGGACAACGAGGAGGCAGACCCUGAUCUACCAAAAGCCUCCGAGAUUACCCUAAAGUCUCCAUCCGCGGCUUCGGAGACUCGAUCGGUUCGUUUACCAAGGCCAGAGGAGGCAGAACCAUCGGAAGCUCUGCCCUCAGCGCGAGACAAUCCUCGAGGUUCACCGAGUGCUGGAGCCAACAGGAGCCAGCAAGAACCCAACGAGGAGAAGGUUUCCAAGAGCCAGGAAGAGUUGAGAAAGUCUCGAGAGGACGAGAAGCCUAACCUCGGUCAGCUACAGAGGAGCAAAGCGACGAAGCUGCAUCGACAGUGUCACCGUCGGUUAAGAGAGAUGAUCGGCAAACGGGAGCUGAGGAACGUCGAGCUGGAGAGGCAGCAGGGUGACCUGAAGCAGCGGUUGAACGUCUUGGAGUGUUCGAUGCCGGCCGUGAUGGUGUGGAACAUGUGGAGGAUGUCUCGGGGCGGCUGCGUUCCUGGACUCGAGCGAGCCUUGAGGAGGCAGUUCGAAGGUCCAGCAUCGGGAGAGGCGUGCUGCCCGAGCACGCCGAGCCGGCACUUCGACUGCAGAGUGAGGGAAGCGGAGGCUGAGAGGAAGCAGGCGCUGAAGAGGAUGGAAGACGCCAGGGCUCUCUGGGCGGAGAAGGAAGCCACGUUGGAGGACAGGAGCAGGAAGCUGGAAGAAGCCAAGAGGCUGCGAGAGGACACCCAACUGAAAAUUGGACAGCUGUCCGCCGAGGUUCAGAAGCUCAGAGAGGCCGCCGUCAAAGUGGAAGACGACGGAGCCUGCGAGGGGGAGUGCGAAGUGGCAGAGUGCAAAAAGAAAUGGCUGGAAAAGGUACCGAGCUGCGCGUCCAUCAAGUCGGCGGACAUCGAGUGCCUGGAGAAGCUGCAGCAAUUAGCGGAGAACGAGGUGUACAUGAGGAGAAAUAUCGCCGAGCUGGAGAGUCGCGAGGAAGCAUACAUGAAGACCCUCCAGCAGGCGGACGAGCUCUGGUGUAAGCUGGACGCCGACGCGACGAGCACCGUCACCGCUUUGCAAGAGCAACUGGACACGAAGACGGCGGCGAACCAACGAAUGGCCGAUCGGAUCUGCCAGCUGGAGGACGUGAUAGAGGAGCUACGAGCAAGACUAGGCGUUUGCAGAGACGAACUGCAGAAAUACGUGAGCGUGAUCAAGAUAGAGGCGAUGGUAGGCAAGGAGGACGACUUUGCCGACGUUCUUGAGAAGGAGAUGCUGGUUGCAGCGCCUGUGAAAGACGAAGAGGUGGGGAGAGUCGACGAUGUGGCCGACGUCGAGGAGCUGGCUACUCUGGUUACAGAGGAGUUGGAGGAGAAAUUUAUCAUGGCUGUUCCGAAGCUAGAGGAUGUUGACGUGGAGGCCAGACCGGACGUGGUGGACCGUGAUUUGGAGACGAGGCCCGACGUCGCGGAUGCUGAAUUGGAAGUAAAACCUGACGUGGAACACGUGGCCAUGGAGGUCCUCAGGAGAGACUUGAUACCGGUGGAUGACGUUCAAAUGGUGAUUCACCCGGACGAUUUCAUUUACGAGAACGAAAGACUGAAGCAAGCUCAAGACUAUCUCGCCAAGAUAGAUUCUCUCUCCGAGCUGGACAAAUACGGGGACGAUUAUAUCUGCGCCCCAGGCUUCGUCUGCAACGAUCUGGUGUUCUCGGAGACUGGACUCACCGAGGAGGAGACGAUCGCUUUGAACGAGAAUCGCGUCACGCCGCAGGAAUUGUUGGAAAAGUAUGGUUGGGAGUUUGACGAGGAAGGGAUGACGAUUCGAGAAACAGCAGAGGCUGUGGAAUUGCAUGAAAGGCUGCUAAAGACACAGAUUGCAAGAGAAGUGAAAACUGUUGAGCCAGUCGAGGAAGAGGAAAUCGUUGCCGAGGAAGUUACAGUGGAGGAUAUUGAACCUGUCAGAGAAACUCGACCUGCAGAAGAAGUUGAAACUGUCGAGAAAGUCACGCCCAUGGAAGAAGUCGAACAUGCAGAGGAUAUCGAAGUUGAGGAGUACGAGUCUGCGCUGGACAUUGAAUAUGUUGAGGAAGCUAUUAAACCUGUACAGGAAAUUAGACUUGUGGAAGAUGUAGAAACUGAAGAUGUUAAACUUGUGAAACACUAUGAACCUACUGACGAGAUCAAACCUAGGCCUGUUGAAGAAAUUAGACUUCCAGAAGACAUCAGACCUAUUGAAGAAACCAAACUUGCUGAAGAGAUCAGACCUACUGAAGAAAUUAAACCCAAGCCUCCUGUUGAAAAAAUUGAAGCUACCGAAGAAAUUAAGCCUAGGCCUGUCGAAUAUGCCAGACCUAUUGAAGAAACUAAAAUUGAGCCUGUUGAAAAAAUUGAAGCUACCGAAGAAAUUAAACCCAAGCCUGUUGAAUAUGUCAGACCUAUUGAAGAAACUAAAAUUGAGCCUGUUGAAAAAAUUGAAGCUACCGAAGAAAUUAAACCCAAGCCUGUUGAAGAUGUCGGACCUAUUAAAGAAAUCAAAGCUGAGCCUGUCGAAGAGAUUAGACCUACUAAUCAAAGUAGGCCUGUCAAAGAAAUUAGUCCUGUUAAACCUGUAGAAGAUACCAAACCUACUGAAAGAGUCUCUCCAACUGAACCUAAGAAAAUUGAAAUGGAAGAAGCACCAAUUGCAAAAUAUAAAGAAGACAAAAUUGACUGGGACAACAUCUUGGUUCCAAGAAAAGAAAUGUUAUCGUGGCAGAGUGAUGUUGACACUAUUCGAACGACAAUCGCGGAGUGCCCUGACUGCGUGGACGUGAAGAAAGAAGCCGAUCAGUUGGCGACUGAUAUGGCAGCGUACACUGGAACCGAUGUGAAAGAAAUAGCGGCGAUGCCGAGAUCUCGGGAGGAAGCGACGGUGAAAAGGCCCGAAGAAAAAUUUCUUGAGAUAGAAAGUGAAAUACGAGCGAAGCCAGACGUUGCGGAAGCCGAAGUCCGGCCGAAGAUAGGAGAAGAGGAAGUUGAAGUCGAACCUGACGCGGCGGUGGAACUGAAACUCGAAUUGGAGCGCCCUCCUGAGCCGCCAAUCACAGCGUUGGAGCCUGCCGUGAGUCCUCAACUGCAAGAAGACGCGAUAUUGGAAGAAAAGCUGGAGGAAACUCCGAAAGAAGUGGAGAAGCAGCCGGAGAAAAUGCCAACGAUCCCCGAAGCGGACGAGGAUGAGAUCCCUCCGAUGAAAGAGGAAGAAAAAAUUGAAGAAGAAGUCAGAGAACCAUUACCAAAGAUAGAAGAAGAUGUCCCAGUCAGGGUGGUGGAGGAAAAAGAGAUUGAUGUGGAAAUCGAAGAAAAAGUGGAAGAAGAGCCAAAAGAAGAAGAAGAAGAAGAAGUUAAAUGGGUUCCUUUGGAAGAGAAGAAACUGGAGGAAGUGAAAGAAGUUCCAGUGGCUGUCGAAGAAGAAAUAGAUGUAGAAUUAUUGCCAGAAGAGAUGAAAGUAUCAGAAGAAGAGAUACUUAUAUGGAAAGUGCUACCUGUAGAAGAGGAAGAAGUUAUUUGCACCUGCCCACCUGUACCUCCGCCUCCUACCAAGAAGAAGAUAGAGAUUACCCAGACGGAGAUCACAAGAAUCGAAACUGUCCAAGUGGUGACGCAAACGGUCAUAGACGUGGAGACACAAACGACGCCGAGAAUCACCAGACAAGCACAACCGCAACUGGUGACCAUCACAAGAGCUAUAGACCCUGACCCAGAGACCGUGGAACGACUGCUGAAUUACGAGAGGCCUCUGAAGGAGCAGUUCGCGGCUAUGACUGUCACCGAAAGCUCGCACACACAAAAGAGCCAUAUUAGUUCCGUUCAUAUCAGCGCGACAGAAACUGGCGGUCCACCUGUCAACCCUACUGUUCCCCGUAGCGUCUCUCCUGGUGCUCGUGGCCUCAUUCCGCCCGACCAUCCUCUAUCAGCGGUGCUCCAAACUCUGCGAGCCGAGAAGAAACAGGAAGCAGAAAGGGAACUGAGAUCCACCUACUACGGCAAGAAGUCUGGAGAGCUGUAUCGAGAUGAGGGCAAAUGCAACUGUUGCGAAUGUGGCAGGACCAUGCACACUCCUCUGCAAACAUCUAGAGCGCAACUAGAGGGACAGGCACCAGUGUUUAGAAUCGUGUCAAACCUUCCAAUAAGCGGAACGAGAAUUAGUCCUGGCACCGAUCAGCCGACGCAGCACGAGACAGUCUGUCCAAAAUGCAAACUGGAGAAGCUUCAGCAGACUCUGCGAGCGCAGGACCCAUUGAAGAGAACUACCAAGAAGUCGACGAGAGAUCAAGAGGUCUGCACCUGUGAAACUGAGGCUAGGAAGGCUCUGCCCUGUCGCGAGAAGGCGAGAAGGAAAUCAGUGGACCAGAUCUGCAUGGCGAAGAUUCCCAAGGCUAAGCCAAGGAGAAUGGAUGACAGUGACGAGGAUCAGAGUGUCACAGUGGGCUGUGCUUGCAGUGGGUUGAUAGAGGUGAAGCCUGGGGUCACGAAGAAGGUUCACUGUGCCUGCGGUGAUCCCGACUGAUCUCUGUGCUUUGUCU